AUGAGUACUAUUGGUUGGAAUUGCCAUGGGCUUGGGAACCCAUGGGCCAUUCAAUUCCUACAAGACAUUUGUGUUGAAAAGAAGCCCAAUUUUUUAUUUCUUUGUGAAACUUUGUGUAGAAAGGAUGUGGUGGACCGGGUGAAGUGUAAGUUGGGCUUUGAAAGUUCUUUAACUGUUGAAGCCCAAGGAAGAAAAGGUGGUCUUACUUUCUUUUGGAAAUUUUCUGAUGAAGCUCGGUUAUUGAAUUUCUCCAACAACCAUAUUGAUCUUGAGAUAUCCCUCCCUGCAUGGAAUCUGCUCCGCUCAAUUGCUGAUGAAUCACCUCUUCCUUGGUGUAUUCUUGGCGAUUUUAAUAAUAUCACAACUCAGGAUGAUGUGAAGGGAGGCCGACCCUACCUCGAUUCUCUGAUCAAUGGUUUCAACCUUGCGCUCCAUGACUGCCAGCUUGGAGAACUUGACUGGAAAGGGUAUCGGUUCACUUGGGAGAGAGGACGUGGGACCUCAGCUCACAUUGAAAUCAGGUUAGACAAGGCAUUUGUGAAUCAUGAUUGGUUUUUUUUAUUUCCUGAUGCGAAAUUGUCAAACUGUGAUUACUCUUCGUCUGAUCAUACUCCGUUGUUUCUUGAGCUUGAAUCUGUGACCUUUACUAGCCUUGUGCGUUUAUUUAGAUAUGAAAAUGCUUGGUCUCGUGAGCCUUUGUGUUUUGAGCUUGUGAAAGAUUGUUGGGCCGUGAAUAGUCAUUUAUCCCUUGCUGAAAAGUUAAAAUGUUGCAGCAUUCUUUUAUCUGAAUGGGGUUUUGAGCUUCUCGGAAAUUUCAAGAAAAGGUUGAAACAGAGUAAGAAGAAAAUGGCAAAGCUGAAAGUGGAUAAUGGCGAUUCUCACGAUCAUGAUUUCUCUGCCGAACAUACUCGCAGACGUACCAACCAAAUUGUUCAACUGAAAAACUCUGAUGAUGUGUGGGUCAACUGGUCUUCGGGUCUUGAUCAGGUUAUCACUGAUUAUUUUCUUGCUCUCUAUGCUACUGAUGGUAUUGAUUGCAACUCUGUGGUACAUGGUAUAUCUAGUUCUGUCACUGAUGAUCAUAAUGAAGCUCUCUUACAGCCGGUUACUCCUGAAGAAAUAAAACAAGCUGUUUUUCAAAUGCAUCCUGAUAAAGCUUCUGGUCCUGAUGAUUUGCCUCCUGAUAUCAAUGAUACCAUUCUUGUUUUGAUUCCGAAAAAUAAAAACUUUUCCACAAUGGGUGAUCUGCGUCCUAUUGCUCUUUGCAAUGUAUCUUACAAGAUUAUUGCUAAAUUCCUUGCGAAUAUAAUGCGAAGCAUGAUUGAUCAGAUUAUUUCUCCAACUCAAAGUGCUUUUAUCCCCGGUAGGCUCAUCUCUGAUAACAUUAUGGUGGCGUUUGAGAUCAUGCAUUACCUCAAGAGGAAAAUAUGA
Molecule: messenger RNA, 1431 nt
Organism: Cannabis sativa
Lineage: Eukaryota; Viridiplantae; Streptophyta; Magnoliopsida; Rosales; Cannabaceae
Exons: 4
Coding region: 1-1431 (476 amino acids)
Molecular function (GO): catalytic activity
Source: RefSeq, a predicted model, not a curated record